GCAAUUGUUAGAUCUUGCACAAACCCUGUUCUUAUGACCAAGAAGAAGUUAAAGUUAAACUGUUAUUCAAAUGUACAUACUGCCAUUGAAACCAUAAGGAAGCUAUUAAAGGAGGACCAACUUGAAGAAUUCAGAAAAAGCAUAUUUGGUGGAUGGCUGGGAAUAGGUAACCUAGAGUGGAUGAAUGGACAACUGCUUGUUCUGCUGGUAGAAAACCAUGCCAAAAAGGUUAACAAGAAGACUUGGAAAGACCGAAUUUACUUUAAUAUAGGAAAUAGGUUGGUGGCUUUUAGAAAGGAACAACUGGCAUUAAUAACGGGGUUCAAGAUGGGAGGAGAGAAACCAAUAAUACCGACAAAUGUAAUGGGUGACAUUUGGAGAAGGUUUUUCAAUGGAAGAAGUAAUGUUACAAGGGCUGACAUAAGCAGAGCUUUUGAGGAGUUCGAUAAUAUACCCGUAGAGAAGCAGCCCUUAGAUAGGGUAAAACUGGCUAUUCUUGACUUGAUUUCCAAUUACAUAAUUGGAAACCAAAAGACAGUGAAAUGCCCAGCAAUCUACAUCAACAUGGUAGAUAAUCUUGAUUUAGUGAACCAGUACCCUUGGGGAGAUGAAAUCUGGGAAGAUUUAUUGGAAAAAGUGCCUAAGUGGACAGAAAAUAUUAAAAGGGCCACAAAAGACAGAUUCACAUUUCCAGGUUUUGUCUUUGCAUUGCAAAUAUGGGCAUUUGAAAGUUUCCCAGCUCUUAGAACGACACAUGUUUGCCAGUUAGAGGAAGAAAGGAAAGAUUUGUUUCCUAGAUUGCUGAAGUGGUCUGCACCAAAGAAAACUAAUGUUGCAACAUUAGCAGAUGUCAUAUUUCUGAAUGAAGAGUUUGAAUAUCAGAAAAUGGCACCAACUGAAGACGAGCUUAAGAAUCCAUUGAUAAAUGCUUUGUAUGCAAACAAGGUCAAUAAGCCUCUCAGAACAAGUCGUCUUACUUUGAAACAUGGGCCAGCAAAACAGAAAAGAAAUGUUUCUGUGGAAGGGAGUAAAGAAGAAAAUGGGAAUGUUCACGAAAAGGAGUCUGAAGCAGCACAGAUUGAUUGCCCUAAUGAAGAAGAUACUGACUUGAAGGAACAAAUUGCCAAGGGUCCAACUGCAAUUGGAUUAAAGAGGUUAAAUAGUUUGAUUAAAAGAAAAAAAACUGCUGGCAACCAAAGCAGAGAUGCAACAAUCAUGCGUAACAUAAUGGCUGCAGUGGUGCUCCAAUCAAAGAAGAUGCAAAAGUUUGAGAGAAGAAUGAAAACAAUAGAAGAUGGAAUACAAGAAGUUCUGAAAGGGCAAAAGCAGCAGGCAGAGAUGCUGAAAGCUUCAAUGCUUCAAAGCACCGGAAAUGCAGAAGGUGAAAGGAGCGAAGAAGAAAUCCAUGUGCAGAUUCAUGAAGCAUCAGGAGGAAUAGAUAAAUCAAUUUUGGUCUCAGAUAUACCAAGUUUUGACGUACAUCUGGAUCUAACACAGAAAGAGAAGGAAAGAACAAUGGAAAAUAAUGAAGCUGGUCUAGGCGGUGAGGAUGAUGCAGAAGGUCUAGGAAGUGAGGAG
Cuscuta epithymum is the source of this 1578-nucleotide messenger RNA. The record is from the annotation of a GenBank genome assembly. Lineage: Eukaryota; Viridiplantae; Streptophyta; Magnoliopsida; Solanales; Convolvulaceae.